Molecule: messenger RNA, 2113 nt
Organism: Galleria mellonella (greater wax moth)
Lineage: Eukaryota; Metazoa; Arthropoda; Insecta; Lepidoptera; Pyralidae
Gene: bys
Product: bystin
Exons: 9
Coding region: 307-1596 (429 amino acids)
Biological process (GO): rRNA processing
Cellular component (GO): nucleolus; cytoplasm; preribosome, small subunit precursor
Molecular function (GO): snoRNA binding
Source: RefSeq, a predicted model, not a curated record
GUGAAGGAUGAUAGGUGAGGAUGAAGUAGGUCAGUUUGCCCAUCGUGACAAAUUCAACAAGAAUUGUUCACGAUGGUUUCCAGAGGCUAUACCUAAUAAGGCAUAUUGCUAGCAAUGGGGCUGUCAAACUCCAUUACUAACAAUCCCUUUCCCCCUCAUUUACAUAGGUUAAAUCGCUAUUAUUUAUAAUUAAUAAAACAGUUUAGUAGAAACAAUAUAGAUAUACAAAUAUAAAGAUUAGAAAUAUCAUUUUGAAUGUUCUGAAACGUAGUGGUUCUAUGUUUUGUUCUGACUAACGUGAUAAGAAUGGGAAAAGUUAAAAAGUUUAAACCUUCACAAGUAGGAAGAAACAUAGCUCUUGCUGAUCAAAUAGAAUCAGUGAAUGCACUAAAGAGUAAAAACAGACGUAAAGAAAGAAACCGACACGAUGAUGAUGAUGAGUUUAUUAAUGCUGAUCUCUCGAAAAAAAUUUUAAAAACUGCAAGAAGACAGCAAGCAGAGUUAAGUGAAGAUGGAUCAGGCCCAUCUCCUGUUAAACAUGUCCAAUUGCAAUCAAUGCUCAAUGAUGGAGAAUCGGACAAUGAUUCUAGUUCAGAGCAUGAUGAAUUGGAAACUGAUACAUAUUACGAUAAUAUUGAAAUUAAUGAUGAUGAUGAGGAAGCUUUAAAAAUGUUUAUGUCAUCAAACCCAGAGAGAACUCGUACACUGGCAGAUAUUAUAAAAGAUAAAAUUACUGACAAGCAAACAGAAUUACAAACACAAUUUUCAGAUAUUGAAACCCUUAAGUUGCAGAAUAUCGACCCGAGGAUCAAAUCUAUGUAUGAAGGAGUACGAGAUGUUUUACAAAAAUAUCGUUCAGGAAAAUUACCUAAAGCAUUUAAAAUGAUUCCCAACCUUCAGAAUUGGGAACAGAUAUUGUACAUAACUGAACCAACAACUUGGUCUGCAGCUGCUAUGUAUCAGGCUACUAGAGUUUUUGCAUCCAAUCUAAAGGAGAAAAUGGCUCAACGUUUCUACAACUUGGUAUUGCUACCCCGAGUCAGAGAUGAUUUGGCUGAGUACAAAAGAUUGAAUUUCCAUUUAUAUCAAGCAUUAAGAAAAGCUUUAUUUAAACCGGGUGCUUUCAUGAAAGGCAUUCUUCUGCCUCUUUUGGAAGCCGGAGACUGCACAUUAAGAGAAGCUAUUAUUGUAGGUUCAGUAUUAGCCCGCAAUUCUGUACCUGUGUUACAUUCUAGUGCGGCAUUACUAAAAAUAGCUGAAAUGGAUUACACUGGUGCCAAUUCUAUAUUUUUGCGAAUUUUGUUUGAUAAAAAAUAUGCAUUGCCCUAUAGGGUUGUAGAUGCAGUUGUGUUCCAUUUUCUAAGGUUCCAAAUGGAUAGUCGUACAUUACCAGUAUUGUGGCAUCAAGCGCUUUUAACAUUUGUGCAGCGUUAUAAGGCAGAUAUCUCUACCGAGCAGCGAGAUGCCCUUCUCGAGUUACUAAGAAAACAGUCACAUUCUACAAUUACACCAGAAAUACGAAGAGAAUUACAAGCAGCGCAAUGUAGAGAUUUUGAAGUGAAUGCAGCAAUAUCUUCACAGAUGGUUGUAGAAUAGAAUUGGAAGUGUUUUAUUCUGAAUAAAAAAAGAAGGGACUUUUACUUCUUACUUUAUUGUCGUGUGCAAGGGUUUAUCACCUUUAUCCCUCUAAGAGGAUAAAGAGUUGGAAAUUAAUAGUUUAUACCCUUUAAUGGAAGUCCUAAAUUAUUGUAUAUAUUUUUUAAUGAGGCAAAAAAACUUGGGUCUGACUAUGAUUUAUUUUAUAGGAGUUGCAAUAUCACAUCUUAUGGCCAUGAUUUUUUUGUAAAGGUUAUAGUAUGAAACUUACCUUUCUGUAUGCUAUUUUUUCUUGGUGCUCUGAAGCAUGUACAUAAUGCAUACUUUCAAAUGUGAGAAUAAUCAGAUCAUGAUUGGAUAUAAGUUAUUUGUACUUUAAUUAUUUUAAUAAACUACCUGUUACUUUAAGACUAUCAAUUUCCAACAGUCAGUUAUAGUGUUUUUUGUAUAAUCAUAAAAUUUUUAGCUUAUUAACUAAAAGUACCGAUAAAAUAAUAAAGGUUAUUGUUUUAUUUAA